AUGGAUGCGAACAAAGUCAUUACAGAAUUUAUAUACUUUCAUCUCCCUGAGGAGGUGAAGCCCGAAAGUAUCCAAGACCCGAAGGGGCAGCGAAUCUUGAACCUAUUCAACGAAGCGAAGCUUCAAGAUGGAUACAACUGGUCGGCUUGGGGGCGUACAGAGGAGGAUAGAAACGCGCUGGUUUGGGUUAUCGCAAUCGUCAAGCUCAGAACGAUCCUUACGCCUACACUUUCCUCCGUCGGAGGUAUCAAUGCGACUCCGAUCGUGGAUCUCACAACGAUGCCGUUUGUGGCUGGCCUGUCUGUCGACGAUGAUGCCGGUGUCAGAGAGGUUCUGAGUACGAUGAGAGAAGCUGUACUGAACAAGUUACCAAAGGAGCUGGCACCGUCGUACUGGGUCAUGAGCACAUGGGAUACGCGCCCCGUGGUACCCCACCGGGAAAGCCCAACUGCUCAGAGUAUAUUGUCUGUCUUGGUAGUUGGAUGGCAGAGUACUCAGCAGCAUUAUGACGUAUGGAAGUUUCAAGAUUUUCGAUCCAAGUAUAUUGGACCUGUCAAGGCAAAGAUGCUCUCAUACCCGGAGGGACUUGUCUGUUUCACCGAGGCGUUCUUGGCACCGGCCGAACUUGCACUGAAGAUCACACGGCUUCGGAAAUGGAACUGUGGUGCUGGAAACGGAAUUGGGCUUGAAAUCGUCAAAAAGCUCUUGAACUCACCCACAGUUUCUCAUGUAGUUGCAGUCGACCUGAAGGCCGAGAAGCUGGAAUUGAUACAGGGCGACUAUCCACAGAAAUUGCACAUCGUUGUUGGAGAUGUCUCUCAAGAGAACACCAACAUCCAGGCAGUCGAGACGGCGAUUAGGCAUGGGGGUAGGCUUACAACGCUCAUCCUCAAUGCAGCCACGUUUCGGCCACUGGGAGCAUUCCCGACUCUGAGUCUGGAAAGCUGGAAGCAUGCUUUCAACAUCAAUUUCUUUUCCAUUAUACAUAUGCUACAAGUGGCUUGGCAUCAUCUUCAGGAAAGCAGCGGCAGCGUAAUCGUGACUUCAUCCCGGGCAGUCCUUAAUUAUCUAUGCCGGUGUAUUCCAUUAGAAGAUUCCAGGAUCAGCUCUAUGGCUAUCACUCCAGGCGCAGUUGAUACAGAAAUGCAAACGGGAUUGCGUGAAGAAGGCACUGCCUCUCCCGAGUUGCAAAAAUUCCUUGAUGCGCUCAAGGCCGAAGGAAGGUUGCUGAAACCAGAAGAGCCAGCUGCUGCCUUUGCGAAACUAGUAGAAACAGGAAUACCAAAAGACUUGAAUGGGCAGACUGUUUACUGGGAGGAUAUUUUGUAA
Fusarium tjaetaba is the source of this 1329-nucleotide messenger RNA. RefSeq lists its product as uncharacterized. Gene Ontology annotation, molecular function: oxidoreductase activity, acting on NAD(P)H, oxygen as acceptor. The record is from RefSeq and is a predicted model, not a curated record. NCBI's taxonomy places the organism in Eukaryota, Fungi, Ascomycota, Sordariomycetes, Hypocreales, Nectriaceae. Bases 1 to 1329 code for a protein of 442 amino acids. Gene Ontology annotation, cellular component: intracellular anatomical structure. The transcript has 7 exons.